This is a messenger RNA of Hibiscus syriacus, 1971 nucleotides long. RefSeq names its product serine/threonine-protein kinase TNNI3K-like. The record is from RefSeq and is a predicted model, not a curated record. Gene Ontology annotation, molecular function: ATP binding; protein kinase activity. Gene Ontology annotation, biological process: protein phosphorylation. Bases 169 to 1950 code for a protein of 593 amino acids. Lineage: Eukaryota; Viridiplantae; Streptophyta; Magnoliopsida; Malvales; Malvaceae. The transcript is spliced from 3 exons.
AACAAAUAUAUAAAAUAAAUAAACAAAAAAGAAAGACAACGACGAGAGCAGAGCAAAAGCUAGAGUCAGAAAUCUGGAGCACAGAUCAAACACCACCGUUAACCCAUUUCCCGUCUACAUUACCAUCCCCAUUUGGAGACCCGCAGCCGCGCUGAACUCCUAGGCCCCAUGGCUGCAGCCCUCGAGUGCUGGUCCAGCCGAGCCACCACAACCACCGAUGACGACAUGGUCGAGCAGGUUCUGAUGCGCUCCAACGACCGAUCCGAGGACACCUCUUCCUCCUCUGCUGCUUCGGCCAAGCUAGAAGCGCCAUCCGCCAAGAACAAACGGUUCCAGAGGUUGAGCAGGAACGUCUCCGAGGCCAUCGCAUCUCUCAAGAACUCUCUCAAUAUCGACACAUCUUCCCCGCGUGAUCAGCCUCCUACUGUUUCUUUCGUCCCCUCUGCUUCCUCCAAGGCCGAUACUUGCCGGAAAGUGGUCUGGGGUACCGUUGUACGGAACUUGACUCAGCUUUAUCCUGGAAGUCAGUUGCCUGAGAAGCUUGUCUCCAAUAUCCGCAAGCAUUAUGAUUCCUUGCCUCUCAGUUAUGCACAAGCGGGAUUUGAUAUGAAAGAAGUAUUUCUACAUGUAAAAUUGAUAGAGCAAGCAUCAGGGGAUGACCAUCCUGCUAUAUUUAUUCAGCAAACAUCUGAUGAUGAUGUACAAGGUUCGGUGUUUAAGCUCACAUUUGCUUGCAAUUCUUCCUUUUCAUGGUCUACCAUGUCUGGUGCUCUUGAUACUGCCUCCAUCUGUUGCAAGAAGAUGCAGAUAUUCGAGAAGAAAGGGUUCACCCUUGGAAUUAUUCUCUUCUUGGUUCAGAAUACCCAAGACAAGUCUUUUAAAUCCCACAUCGAGAAUGCCCUCAAAUCUGCUCUCAGGAAGCCCAAGACGACCACUGUGAAGCUACCCUUUGGACUUUGUGGUUGUCAGGAGGAGAGUACUAAAGGGAGGGACUUUGGGGAAAUUGAGGAAGACCCAAUUGAGAAAACUCAAAGAAGUGGGGUUGAAAAUCUGAAUACCAGAAUUCAGCUUCCAAUGCCUCUGCCCUCCUCGUCGUUUGUUGUAUCGGUUGAUGAAUGGCAAACUGUCCAAUCAGGGGCAGAAGAGAUAGGGAAAUGGCUAUUGAACACCGACAGUCUUGAGUUUAUUGAUCAGAUUGCUCCCAGCUCUUUUAAAGGUUUCUACAAGGGUAAACGUGUUGGAAUCGAAAAGCUCAAAGGAUGUGACAAGGGGAAUUCUUAUGAUUUUGAACUUCGAAAAGAUCUCUUAGAGCUUAUGACUUGUGGGCAUAGGAACAUUUUGCAAUUCUAUGGUGUUUGUGUUGAUGAAAAUAAUGGCUUGUGCGUUGUUACCAAGUCGAUGGAAGGUGGGUCAGUCCAUGAUUUGAUGCUAAAGAACAAGAAGCUUCAGAUUAAGGAUAUAAUGAGAAUUGCUGCUGAUGUAGCAGGAGGAGUCAAGUUUAUGAACGAUCAUGGUGUUGCAUACAAAGACCUUAACACACAGAGGAUUCUGCUAGAUAAGCAUGGGAAUGCAUGCUUGGCAGACAUGGGUAUAGUCACUGCUUGUAAGAGUGUUAGUGAAGCAAUGGAGUAUGAAACCGAUGGUUACCGUUGGCUUGCUCCCGAGAUCAUUGCUGGGGACCCAGAGAAUGUUACCGAGACAUGGAUGAGUAAUUCCUAUAGUUUUGGGAUGGUGAUUUGGGAGAUGGUGACAGGUGAGGCAGCCUAUUCCGCAUGUUCACCGGUACAAGCAGCAGUAGGAAUAGCUGCAUGCGGCCUAAGGCCCGAUAUCCCUAAGGACUGCCCCCAAAUCCUCAAAUCUCUGAUGACCAAGUGCUGGAAUAGUUGUCCAACAAAGCGACCGCAAUUUUCCGAAAUUUUAUCUCUGUUGUUGUGGACCAAUUACAGGUAAAAUAUACCCCAACCCCCACAA